AUGGAGAGAGGAGGAACCAAUUGUAAUAAUAAUAGUGGUGUUACUUAUAGUGGUCUGAUGAUGGGGUUUGGGAACAACACUAGUAGAACUGGGAGUAGUAAGGCACAGUUUCUUUCUCUACCUUUGAUGUUGGGUUGCGGCCAUCCAAACUUGCAAAGUGAUCAUCAGACGACUGAUCAGGAGAUGAUGGUUAGUUGCAGCGAUAGAAUGAAAGCCAAGAUUAUGGCUCAUCCUCUCUUCCCUCGUCUCUUGGCCUCCUAUGUCAGUUGCCAAAAGGUUGGGGCACCUCCUGAAGUGGUGGCUAGGUUAGAGCAGGCCUGCAGUGCUGCUGUUCACAAUUCUGAGGCAGCAUGUUUAGGAGGAGGAGAUCCAGACCCAGCGCUGGACCAGUUCAUGGAGGCCUACUGCGAAAUGCUGACUAAGUACGAGGAAGAGCUCACAAAACCCUUCAAAGAAGCCAUGCUUUUCCUCUCCAAAAUCGACUCCCAGCUCCAAGCUCUCACAGUUCAUUCUUCCUCAGAUUCUGCUAGUAGUGAUGAUAAUAUUGUUGGGAGAAGUGGGUCUCCAGAAGAGGUUGAUGCCACCAAGAAUGAGAGUUGCAUAGACCCUCGAGCUGAAGAUAGGGAAAUCAAAGCUAAGCUUUUGCACAAAUACACUGGAUAUCUGGGCAGCCUCAAGCAGGAGUUUAUGAAGAAGAAAAAGAAUGGAAAGUUGCCGAAGGAAGCCCGGCAUCAGUUGCUUGACUGGUGGAGCAGACACUACAAGUGGCCCUAUCCAUCGGAAGCUCAGAAGCUAACACUGGCAGAGUCUACUGGUCUGGAUCUGAAGCAGAUAAAUAACUGGUUCAUCAAUCAGAGGAAAACGCCAUUGGAAGCCUUCAGAGGAUAUUCAAUUUGCUGUGAUGGAUCCAACUCAUCCUCAUCAUCAUCCCCACUUCUACAUGGACAACAAUCUCACCUUCCCCAUGAACAGCGCAUCUACCCUCCUUUGAUAUUAUCACUUGGCUUAAAUGCAUCAUCAUUUAGAAUUUUAGCUUGGCCAAGCAUGGUUUUGGUCCAGUGGUAUGCCAGCAUUUGCACAACGGGAACAAAGCACACACAAAAGACAUUGAAACAAGCUGUCUUCUCUUUCUACGAUAUCACACACUUGGUUGUGGCUGGCUAUAAUCCCAUCUAUUUUCACACCAAGACAUGUGGCAGAGGGUGGAUGAGAGUUAGAACGAGAAGCUUCAGAUCUAGGAAUUUAUUCCCCGUCGGAUUUUCGAUGUUCUCCCGUGCCUUGGCAUACCAUGAUGCUCUUCUCUCCUAUUGGCAAUUAUGGUUGUCUCUGUUAUGGAUCUGGAUAGCUAUGGUUGUGCAUCAUUUUGUAGAGAAAAGUGUUGCUGCUCCUUUAGUCGGUGUUGUUUGGUUUCUUAUAUUUGGUGUAGUUUGUUAUUAA
Messenger RNA from Prunus armeniaca (apricot), 1437 nucleotides. The record is from the annotation of a GenBank genome assembly. Lineage: Eukaryota; Viridiplantae; Streptophyta; Magnoliopsida; Rosales; Rosaceae.